Vigna umbellata (rice bean) is the source of this 1940-nucleotide messenger RNA. RefSeq names its product sphingosine kinase 1-like. The record is from RefSeq and is a predicted model, not a curated record. Gene Ontology annotation, biological process: sphingosine biosynthetic process; phosphorylation. NCBI's taxonomy places the organism in Eukaryota, Viridiplantae, Streptophyta, Magnoliopsida, Fabales, Fabaceae. Gene Ontology annotation, molecular function: lipid kinase activity. Gene Ontology annotation, cellular component: cytoplasm; membrane; intracellular membrane-bounded organelle.
AGAAAUCAACAAAUUAAUCAAUUGUAUUCCUCCUAACUCAAGUCAUUACCUUUCGCUCUGGCGGUUUAAUUUGCAACCAAACCGGUUCUCGCAGGAAAUGGACCGAACCGCCGCCAUAAUCUCCGAUCAGGUCAACGUUGACGGAACUGUGACGCAGUUAUCCCUGCUUGCCGAUGGGAAGCUGUGGUGGCCGGAUGGAGGUAAACGGAAUUUGACCAUCGAAAAAGAGGUUAUCGGGUUCGCCACCGAUGGUUUGAACAUUAGGCUGAAAACCGUGGUGGAGGGAGCAGAUGGAUGCUGUGGUUGCGGGAGCAGGGGAAAAGUGGUCCGAAACGACGUCGUGUUUCGGCCAUCGUCGGAGGAAUCGCACGGGCUCUGGUGCCGCAAGCUUAAAGAAUUCAUCGAUUCCCUGGGACGCCCCAAGAGGCUCUUUGUUUUUGUUAAUCCUUUCGGGGGAAGGAAAUUUGCUGCCAAUAUUUUUCGAGAUCAUGUUAAACCUCUUUUGGAAGACGCACAAGUCCAUCUUACUGUUCAAGAAACCAAGCAUCAGCUCCAUGCAAAGCAAGUUGUUCAGUCACUUGAUUUUUCCAAAUACGAUGGAAUAGUUUGUGUCAGUGGAGAUGGGAUUUUGGUUGAGGUUGUAAAUGGACUGCUUCAGAGGGAGGACUGGGACACUGCAAUAAAGAUACCCCUUGGAGUAGUUCCUGCAGGUACGGGGAAUGGCAUGGCAAAGUCUCUUCUCGAUUCAGUGGGUGAUCCCUGUACAAUAACCAAUUCUGUUCUUGCCAUUAUAAGAGGCCAUAAGCAAUCACUUGAUGUGGCCACCAUCACACAAGGGGAAACCAGAUUUUUCAGUGUGUUGAUGCUUGCAUGGGGUCUGGUGGCUGACAUUGAUAUCGAGUCUGAAAAGUAUAGGUGGAUGGGAAGUGCACGAAUAGAUUUUUAUGCUCUCACUCGAAUCUUCCAUUUGAGGCAUUAUGAAGGAUGUCUUUAUUUUGUGCCUGCACCUGGAUUUGAAGCUUACGGGGAGACCAUAAGUUACCCUGGCAGUUCUGCCAGCAAACGCAUAAUUAGUGAUCAAAUGGAUGGGGAACCAGGGAAGUUAAAAAGGCUAGGCUAUCAGGGACCUGAAAUUGACUUGGAGAAUCUGAGUUGGAGGGUCUUAAAUGGACCAUUUAUUUCUGUCUGGCUUCACAAUGUGCCUUGGGGUGCUGAAAAUACCAAGGCUGCACCAAAUGCAGAGUUCUCAGAUGGUUAUCUGGACUUGAUCAUUAUGAAGAAUUGCCCCAAAUUACCGUUGCUGUCAUUGAUGUCAGAAAUGAAUAAUGGAGGUCAUGUAAAAUCGCCACAUGUCAUGUACCUAAAGGUGAAAGCUUUGGUCUUGGAACCUGGACCGCGCUUGGGGGACCAGGAGAAGGAAGGGAUCAUAGAUGCAGAUGGUGAGGUUCUGGCAAGGGGUAAAGGAUCGUACCACUGUGAGCAGAAGGCUUUGAUGGCCUAUGAUAAACUUCAAAUAACAGUGGAUCAAGGUUUAGCUACUCUUUUUACUCCUAUCUAAAAUCCUUCAUCUUUACAACAAAAGUGAGAAACAGAUAAAGAAUGAAUACUCUGGGUUUUAAGAAUUUUGGACGAAGAUUGAUGUAUACACCAAACCUUAUUUUACACUUAGCUUUGUUUGCUUCCGAACCUCCUCUGUUACAAAGAUGGAAAGCGAGGAUGAGAGAAGAUAUCCCCUGCUUUUCUCGAGCUGAUUGGCAUGGAAAAGCCAAGAUUAGAACAACUUCUUCAGCAAUGAGAGAGAAAGAAGAAAAACAAAGAACAAAAGAGGUGGACAAAGAUGUACCAUUGCUAGAAAAUGUGUUUUAAGGGUAUUUGAAUAAUAAAAUUAAUAAAUAAUAAAAAUAAUAUUAGAAUAAUAGGUAAAAUUAUUUUAUAUUUUA